This is a messenger RNA of Juglans regia (Persian walnut), 1304 nucleotides long. RefSeq names its product transcription factor RAX2-like. Bases 87 to 1004 code for a protein of 305 amino acids. The record is from RefSeq and is a predicted model, not a curated record. The transcript is spliced from 3 exons. Lineage: Eukaryota; Viridiplantae; Streptophyta; Magnoliopsida; Fagales; Juglandaceae.
CUUUAAAAUAGGCUCGGGGGAAUAUCCAAGAGAUUGCAACACUUCUAACCGAGAGAGAGAGAGAGAGAGAGAAGAGAGAGAGAGAGAUGGGGAGGGCUCCCUGUUGUGACAAGGCAAAUGUUAAGAAGGGGCCAUGGUCACCAGAAGAAGAUUCAAAGCUUAAAGAAUACAUAGAGAAAUAUGGAACUGGUGGGAAUUGGAUUGCGUUCCCGCAGAAAGCUGGUCUGAAGCGAUGUGGGAAAAGUUGCAGGUUGAGAUGGCUUAACUAUCUCAGGCCUAACAUUAAGCAUGGUGAGUUUUCUGACGAGGAAGACAGAACAAUCUGCACCCUUUUUGCUAACAUUGGAAGCAGGUGGUCGAUAAUUGCCGCUCAGUUGCCAGGUAGGACUGACAAUGACAUCAAGAAUUACUGGAACACGAAGCUGAAGAAGAAGCUCAUGGGGAUGCAUCUUCCUCCUCAGAGAAAACUUGCUCCAUUCGCGUCCUCUUCCCAAAUCCCACCAUUUCAAUCUCAACCACUGUCAUCCUCUCUAUACGAAGAAUGCAGCUCUUAUUAUAAAUCUUUCUCAGGCCUCGAAGCCAUUUCAUUCCCAUCAAAUUACUUAAGCAGCUCCACUUCUUUGGCCACCAAUCCUUCUAUUUUCCAAACCCAUGAGAGCUGCGUGAGUUCCAUGCCGUAUUAUCCUGUGAAUGAGAACGUCCUCAUGUUUGGAAGUGAAGGAAGCUGCCGCAGUUCAGACGAUGGGAGUUGUACUCAGAUCAGCUAUGGCAGAGACAUUAAACAAGAAGGAAUGGCUUUCCAGAGCUAUGUCUCAAACGGGUUAGAAGAAAACCCCAUGUCCAUGCUUAAUUAUGACAGCAAUAGAGUUGAAAAUCUAAAACAAUGGGCUGAAAAAGCAAACGCGUAUUUUGGAGAAAUCCCAUUACAAUAUGAUCUUGAUCAUGAUGUUAAGCAGCUGAUUAGAAGUAGUAAUAGUGGCUCUAACAGCUUUCUUCAAUAUUGAUGAAAGCAACACACCAGAGGGCACGUACUUCUACCGAAAAACGGACUGUCGGACUUUAAAGUAAGGAAAAAUCAGAAAGAUUUGAUGGGGUAAGGCCGUAGCCGUAGGGCAUGGUGGGAUUCAGAUAAGACUUGGAGUUUCUGGGGGUCUGUGUUUCAAUGAAAUGAAACGUUUCUUUCUUUUCUUUGUUUUUUAGACAGUACAUGGUAAAGCUUCUUUUUUAUUUUGUGCAUUUCUUUUGGAAAGGGUAAUGAUGAUUUUUAUUUUUAUUUUUUGCCUUUGUACUGCUGCACUGCCUAC